This is a messenger RNA of Cottoperca gobio, 4005 nucleotides long. RefSeq names its product protein tyrosine phosphatase receptor type Na (gene ptprna). Bases 158 to 3001 code for a protein of 947 amino acids. Gene Ontology annotation, cellular component: secretory granule; synapse. The transcript has 24 exons. The record is from RefSeq and is a predicted model, not a curated record. Gene Ontology annotation, biological process: protein dephosphorylation; regulation of secretion; insulin secretion involved in cellular response to glucose stimulus. Lineage: Eukaryota; Metazoa; Chordata; Actinopteri; Perciformes; Bovichtidae. Gene Ontology annotation, molecular function: protein tyrosine phosphatase activity.
UUCCCGUCACAUUGGCUCUUUUGGGUGCAAUGUGAGCUGUCGACACUGGCUGCGGCUCGUUUAAAAAUGAUGGGGAUUUAAAAGUGGGGACCAAAGCAAAGGGACUCGGCAUCUUUCUCUCUGCAUCCCCUCCGCUGCCUAUAGGCUUCAGAGGAUCAUGCAACACCUUAAACCAUGGCAAGCUCUGCUCCUUUUAAGCGUGUUGUGUCGACCAGCAAUCUCAGAUAAAUACGGUUGUCUGUUUGAGAGAAAACUGUGCUCAAGGGACCAGUUCUGCUCUGAUGACGGGCUGUUUGGUCAGUGUCACAGCACUAAGCAGGACAUGGUCCAGUACCAGGUGUCAGUUCCUGUUCUGAAGAGGAUGCAGGAAGUCCUCAAACAACUCAUGCUACAAGGUCUCUCCUGGCAAGACGACAUCACACAGUAUAUCUUAUCAAAGGAGCUGAAGAGAGUUCCCCAUACCACCCACCCCUCUAAGCCAAGCUCCUCUUCUCAUCCGUCUCAGUCCAAACAGAACACCCCCCACCACCACAGUGCUAAGUCAGGGUCCGCACCUUCUGGUGGAAACUAUGUGGACUACAUGAUUGUCGAGCCUCCUCAAACCCCGCUACGCAUGCAGACGGCCUCCAUGGACCCAUACACAUACCAGCAGCAUAGAUAUCAAGAUGAUGUAGAGAGAUCACUCAUCGGAGCGGGAGCCGGUUAUGCCCGCCCCUCUUCAAGGUCCCAGCCCAAUCAUAGAGAGCGAGAGCGUGACAGGCAGCUGCUACAGGAAGCCUUGUCUCUCUACCUGGCGUCUGCACAGCCCUCUUAUCGCCACCGAGGGGCUGCUGCCAUGGCUCCUGCAGCAGGUCUGCCCUAUUAUGAGGACUUGGAAAUGGAGAUGCCAGUGGAAUAUAUGGAAGACUACACCCUAGAGGAGAGACUUGGUCCUGCUGGCAGACAACAAGCGCUGCAGAAUAAAAAAGUUCCCCAGGACAUCAGCACUCUCUCUGGAAACAAUGAUGGCCUUCUGCAGAGGAUGUCAGGAGUGUUGCAGAGGUACGGAGUUGACCCAAGAGAGCUCAGUCAAGAGCAGCUAUACAAGCUAGCCCUCAUUCUGCAGCUGAUGCAGAAUGAGAAAGACAAAGACAAAACAGAUCCAAUUGAGAAAAACCUCAUAACCCUCAAGGAGAUGCAGCUUGUAAAAACCGACGGUGUGUCCCAUAAGCCGGAGAAGCCUGCCCCUGUUCCCGGUCCCCCUAAUGCCCCUCCUGCCCCCUCCUCUGCCUCAACCCCAGUAACUACUCCAGUCAAAAGCGUCAGUCUGCCCCCUGCUGCUUCCCAGCCGCCGCAGGCCGCUCCUGCUGAAGCUGGUAAAGGCUUGAAAGAGCAGGGGGUGCCACUGGUUGAGGGUACAGGAGCCAAGGAGCAGUAUGGGUACAUUGUCACCAACCAGAGUCCUCUGAGUUUAUAUGAUGGAGUGAAGUUGUUGGAGCUACUGGCUGAUAAGAUCCACCUGACAACCAGCAGCUUCAUCAACAUCAGUGUGGUGGGCCCUGCGCUGACGUUCCGUAUCUGGCAGAAUGAUCACAACAUGACGGCUGCGGAGGUGGCUGCUAAAGCCGUAUCUGAAAAGAACUUCCUGGAGUCUGAGACGGGCCUGAAGAUUGUGCAGGCUGGUGUGGGAGAGAGGACAAAUGCACGGGGUCUCCCUCAGGUAACCAAGGUUUCCCAGGGCUCCAGUGGUACAGUCAUCACCCUUGUUUCCAUGGCAGUCGUAGGAGGCGUGCUGGUAUUGGCCAUGGCCGUAGCUUGUCUCCGCCACUAUGCUCAGCAAGUGGCCAAUGGCAAGCUUGGACUGGGGCCAGAGGGAGGAGCAGAAACACACUUUGACUACCAGGAGCUAUGUCGGCAGCACAUGGCGUCCAAAUCCUCCCUGUCCCGCCAGGAAUGUAUGGCCGGGGUUAGCAGCAGCAUGGCGGGGUCUGCCAUAGGCACGGGUGCUGGCGGCCGUAGGGGUACGGACACUUCCCGCGUCAGCAGCGUUUCCUCCCAGUUCAGUGACGGCCCUCAGCACAGCCCGUCCUCCACCCACAGCUCCACCCCGUCCUGGAGCGAAGAGCCAGCCCAGACUAACAUGGACAUCUCCACUGGUCACAUGAUACUGGCUUAUAUGGAGGAUCACCUGCGUAAUAAGGACCGCCUUCAGAGGGAGUGGGAGGCUUUGUGCUCGUACCAGGCUGAACCCAGUUCAGUAGCUGUGGCUCAAGCACCGAGCAACAUGGACAAAAGCAGACAUCCUGAAUCAAUCCCCUAUGAUCACUCUCGGGUGAAGCUGAAGACUGAAGUAAACUCCAAUAAACAAGACUACAUCAACGCCAGCCUCAUUUGUGAUCAUGACCCUCGCCAGCCAUCUUAUAUCGCCACACAGGGACCAAUGGCUCACACUGUCGCUGAUUUCUGGCAGAUGGUGUGGGAGAACGGCUGCACAGUGAUAGUGAUGAUGACAGCGCUGGUGGAAGAUGGAGAGAAGCAGUGCGAGCGAUACUGGCCAGACGAGGGCUCAUCACUCUACCACAUCUAUGAGGUGAAUCUGGUGUCAGAGCACAUCUGGUGUAAGGACUUCCUGGUGCGAAGCUUCUACCUGAAGAACGUCCAGACGCAGGAGACCAGAACCUUGACGCAGUUUCACCUGCUGAGCUGGCCGGCUGACGGCAUCCCCACCUCCACGCGGCCGCUGCUCGACUUCCGCAGGAAGGUGAAUAAAUGCUACAGAGGUCGCUCCUGCCCUAUCAUCGUUCACUGCGGUGAUGGCACGAGCCGGACUGGCGCAUACAUCCUCAUUGACAUGGUGCUGAACCGCAUGGCUAAGGGAGUGAAGGAGAUCGACAUUGCAGCCGCACUGGAGCACAUCAGAGACCAGCGACCUGGCUUGGUCCGCACCAAGGACCAGUUUGAGUUUGCGCUGACAGCAGUAGCCGAGGAGGUGAAUGCAAUCUUGAAAGCCCUGCCACAGUGAGCUGAGGACGCAGUGAGGACAUCCACAGGCAAACAAAAGAAAUACUCAUGAGGACACACUCGUACGAUCCAGUCACGUUUGUCUGGCCAUCAUUGUAAAUAGGAAUUUGCUCUACCACACUUGGAGCAGUUACUGCUCUUGAUUUCAGCAUGCAGUAUUUUACCAUCUACUCAUUUUCUGGGUUUUUUAAACUUUUGGGAACUUAUGAUUUCUGGCAGGAUUUAAAAUAUGGACAGUAGAUCAAAUUUGUUCACCGAUAUGGCACAAAUGGUAUCUUUGCUCAGUGACGUUUUUACCUAAUCAGACAACAAUAAAGCCAUCGGAUGUGAAUUACAAAGAGUAAAAACCUGCAUAUACUGUGCCCUUAACGUCUGACAGGAUAGAGUUAAUGACAUAAUAUUGAAGUGUAACGUUGUUUACCUAUCUGACUCCAUCUUUGCCUCACCUACCCUUUUAUUGGACAUGAUUACCUCAAUGAUCAAUCAACUCAACAGAUGAUUUACCACCAAAUCUGAGGGUUUGUUUGGCUGUUGAACAUUACAAUGUUCUUGAACUAAUGUUAAAAUAAUAUUAGAUCCCUUCACAAACGUAUCUAUCUGGUUGUUAAACAGUAAGGUUUCAAUUUGUUUUAACCCUCUCAGUGUGUUGUUACGUGUCCACCAGAAUACUGUAUGCUACUGUGUGUUGAUUUCCAGCAGGUUUUUAUUUGUGAGGCUUGUCUUUGCCUUGACAACAUGAUUGUUUUCUUCCAGCACUGGUCCGUUUGGAUGCUGUACCUUGACCACAAAGUCCACCUCACCGCUCUCCUCUUUCAGCACACAAAGUGACUUUGUCUGGAUUCUUUCAAUGUCUUACUCAGUGUACGUACAACCUUGUGAUUUAUGUAAAUAAUUCAUCCUGAUGAUUGUGUUUAUUUCAUGUAGCAGACGGAUAGAAAAUAUCUAUAAAAAUGUAUUUUUGACUUGACUUGAAUAAAUUUGUGACGUGACGCAGCAAAAAAGCUA